CUCACAAUUUCCCUUCACCAAGCUUAUAUUCCCCAGCUCCCACUCUUCCCACCACCACCACCACCACCGCCUCCGCCUCUCCCCUCUCUCUCUAGAAUUUCUCCAUCUCCAUGGAAUCCAGAUAUGAACACAAUCGAAUUUCUACUGAGAGAUACGCUCUGCGACUAGAGAGAGAGGGGAGAAUUUUGAGAUGUCGCUGGGAAAGAGGGGGUACCCACCGAUGAAGAGGAAUUCGAGCAUGACGGAAUUCACGCUGGAUCUGAUCAACGGCGGCGGCGACGACCGCGUAUUUCCGCAGCUGAGUCCUAAUUUCAGCGGCGCUUUCUCCGCCGUAGCCUCUCACAGGCACAGCUCGUCGGAUUUCGUCGAACCCGCUAAUUUCCUCAGAGAUUGCUCCCUCUGCAAACGCCGCCUCAUCUCCGGCCAGGACAUCUAUAUGUAUAGAGGUGAUAGUGCAUUUUGCAGCACAGAGUGCAGGCAGCAUCAGAUGACAAAAGACGAGUGGAGAGAGAAGAAGUCUUCGAUUUCUAAAAAGGAGGUUGCAACCGCCGCCGUGAAUCACCUCUCCAGCGGCGGCGAAUCAGUGGCUGCUGCCGUGUAAGUUUGGCCGUUGAUGUCUCUCCGUUCAUCUUAUCGAACGGCUGUGAUUUGAUCAUCGCAUGAUAUAAGAAAAAAGGAAGAAGAAAUAGUUCGAUCUUCUAAUAUUAUUAUAUUUACCUUAAUUGCGCUGUUUAGGAAUUGGAUAUCUUAAGCAAAAUGAAUUAUUGUA
Messenger RNA from Salvia splendens (bonfire salvia), 769 nucleotides. Its product is annotated as FCS-Like Zinc finger 5-like. NCBI's taxonomy places the organism in Eukaryota, Viridiplantae, Streptophyta, Magnoliopsida, Lamiales, Lamiaceae. The record is from RefSeq and is a predicted model, not a curated record. Bases 191 to 601 code for a protein of 136 amino acids. The transcript is spliced from 2 exons.